Messenger RNA from Plectropomus leopardus (leopard coralgrouper), 2260 nucleotides. It is a transcript of the gene uap1l1, whose product is annotated as UDP-N-acetylglucosamine pyrophosphorylase 1 like 1. Gene Ontology annotation, molecular function: UDP-N-acetylglucosamine diphosphorylase activity. The record is from RefSeq and is a predicted model, not a curated record. Gene Ontology annotation, biological process: UDP-N-acetylglucosamine biosynthetic process. Lineage: Eukaryota; Metazoa; Chordata; Actinopteri; Perciformes; Serranidae.
AAGUAGGCUCGGGUUUGUCCUGUAAAGCGCAGAGUACGUUAUUAAACUACAUUUAGAUAAAAGCUCCAUAAUAAAGUGUGGGUGCUGUCAGCUGAUGAGACGCUGACUCAGCACAGCCUGUCCUCGGUCCUGCAGCCUCUCCGGUCUCGUGGCUCGCUGCUGACCGACAGGAAGUUGUCCUCGCGUCGGUUUGCAGGAGUUAUUUCCAACAUGUUGGUCCGCCUGUGUCAACCUGCAGCUGCAUAAAGACUCCUUUCACUGCGGUGUAUCCGGUUCUAUCUGACUUUUUACCACAGUCAGGAUCCUGUCCGGGUCCGCGAGCUGCUGUCACGAGGUGUUCAGGACGCUCACUCACUUCCUACAAACUGCCAGCGCUCGUGCAGCUGCUGUAACUGACAGAGAGAAGUCGGAGGUGUCUGUCUUUGUCCCCGAGAGUCAGAAUGCUGUCUGUGGAGCAGCUGAGACAGAGUCUGGACGCCGCGGGACAGGCUCACAUCCUGCACUUCUGGCAGGAGCUGUGUGAGGCUGAGAGGGACUCCUUCCUCCAGGAGCUGUCUCAGCUGGACCUGCAGGGGCUGAAGGAGCACUGUGAGGGGGCAGCCAGGGCCGCAGCCUCCCCGCCGGACAGCCUGGACCAGCACAUAGAGCCUGUCCCCCCUGAGGCCAUCGGCAGCGUGAGGAGAAGUGACAAAAAGUCCCUGCAAGAGUGGGAAAAUGAAGGAUUGUUGCAAAUCUCAGGAGCCCGAGUUGGAGUCCUGCUGUUGGCUGGUGGUCAGGGGACCCGUCUUGGUGUUGCGUACCCCAAAGGCAUGUAUAACGUCGGGCUACCAAGCGGAAAAACCUUGUAUCAAAUCCAGGCGGAGCGCAUUCACAAAAUCCAGGAGCUGGCUGACAGAAAAUAUGGCACAAAAUGCAUCGUUCCAUGGUACAUAAUGACCAGUGAAUUCACUCUGGCUCCCACUGAGAAGUUCUUCAAGGAGAACAACUACUUUGGUCUGGAGCCGUCAGACAUUGUUUUGUUUGAGCAGAGGAUGAUCCCAGCAGUGACCUUUGAUGGAAAGGUCAUCCUGCAGGACAAAGGGAAGAUAGCGAUGGCUCCAGAUGGGAACGGUGGUCUGUACCAGGCGCUGGUGGACAACAAGGUGCUGGAGGACAUGAGGAAGAGGGGAGUGGAGUUCCUGCAUGUGUACUGUGUCGACAACAUCCUGGUCAAAAUGGCCGACCCGGUGUUCAUCGGGUUCUGUGUUAGCAAAGGGGCCGAUUGCGGAGCCAAGGUGGUGCAGAAGGCCUACCCUGCUGAGCCAGUGGGCGUGGUUUGCAGGGUGCGAGGUGUCUCUCAGGUGGUGGAGUACAGCGAGAUCCAGCCAGAGACUGCCGAGCUCCGAGGACCUGAAGGGGAGUUGGUGUACAGUGCUGGAAACAUCUGCAAUCACUUCUUUACCAGGGCUUUUCUGCAGGAUGUAGCACAGACUUUUAAAGACCAACUGAAACAACAUGUUGCUCUCAAGAAAGUGCCCCAUGUGGACAUGUGUGGGAAUCCAGUCAAACCAACGAAACCCAAUGGCAUAAAGAUGGAGAAAUUUGUUUUUGAUGUCUUUCCGUUCUCAAGAAAAUUUGUUGUCUUUGAGGUUGUAAGGGAGGAUGAGUUUUCACCACUGAAAAACGCAGAUGGAGCAGCCACAGACAGCCCGACCACGGCGAGGAACUCUUUGCUGGCUCAACACUGCCGCUGGGUGUCGGCUGCAGGAGCAACGCUGGUGGACGAACAUGGGAAUACCCUCCCACCUACAGCCAGUGUAUCAGCAGGGGGCGCUCCUCCAGCACAGUGUGAGAUCUCACCAUUGGUCUCCUACUUUGGAGAGGGCCUGGAGCAGCUGCUGAAGGGGAGGAUGCUGCCAACUCCCUUCAUUCUGGACGGAAAAAGGGCCAAAGAGCUUCAGGCUCAGUAACGUUACUCUGAGUGAUGGAGAGAUGUGAGACGGCAGCAGAUGGUCCACCACAGAGGAGUACAGAAUGGAGAGGGCCGCCCUCAAUGGAUGUGUUUGGGCAGUUUCAGCCCAAGAAUGCAUAUUUUUUAAAUGAAUUUUUGAAUUUUACAUGAAAAUAAUCAUCAAACUGUCAAUCCUGUAAAAUGUCUCUUUGUUCAGGAAGAGCUGCAACUUUAAAAUGGAUAAGGAAGGGAUUACUAAUGAGUUUUUGAAAUUAGUUUGAGCUUUGUUUUGUUUUAUAUGUAAUCAAAAAUAUAAUCCUAAUACCUCAA